AUGGUACUAAAAUGGAGAGAUGCCCGUGAUGUCAGAAUAUUAUCCACAAAACAUGCACCCAUUACGGUAUCAGUUUCCUCCACUCAUCGCGGUCCGAAAUUGAAACUUUUAGCAGUAAUAAACUGUAAUAAGGGAAAGUCUGGCAUAGACAGAAGUGACCAGAUGGUUUCAUAUGUAACAACAAUAAGGAAAAGUAUCAAAAAUUAGGAAUUGGAAAUUGGCAAUCGGAAAUUGGCAAUUACAUUUACUUAUAGGAACCUCCAUAAUAAAUGCACAUGUGGUAUAUCAAAUAGCAACGAAUAAAAAAAUAAAAAUAAAAAAAUUCCGGAACUUUUAGUUAAAGAAUGGUUACACUUGAAAAAUAUUAGGUUCUAGGCAAUGAUGAGAAGAAAAGAAAAAAGGCAUCUCACCACUUAGAAGUUCGUAAAAAUCCACAGGACAAGAAUAUAAGAAGGAUGUGCUCUAUAUGUUACCAAAAGAAAAGACAAAUUUUCGAAUACCAGGAAGCGAAAAAAAAUUUUAAAAAGACUACAACAAAUAUUGUCCUAACUGUACAAAAUCGCCUCAAAUGUGUGAUUCUACUUUUGGGGGCGCCCAUAUCGGAUUCUGCUGAAGAAACUCUGUUCUUGAACGUUCCCGGUUAUGAAAAUGAUGGACCUUCGGCUUCUGGACAAGGUGGUGAUAGUACUCUUUCUACCUGUAGGAGAGGAGGCGUUGUCACUUAA
Heterotrigona itama is the source of this 725-nucleotide messenger RNA. Lineage: Eukaryota; Metazoa; Arthropoda; Insecta; Hymenoptera; Apidae. The record is from the annotation of a GenBank genome assembly.